Molecule: messenger RNA, 5634 nt
Organism: Oreochromis niloticus (Nile tilapia)
Lineage: Eukaryota; Metazoa; Chordata; Actinopteri; Cichliformes; Cichlidae
Product: solute carrier family 45 member 3
Exons: 6
Coding region: 1771-3483 (570 amino acids)
Biological process (GO): transmembrane transport
Cellular component (GO): membrane
Molecular function (GO): sucrose:proton symporter activity
Source: RefSeq, a predicted model, not a curated record
UGAGCCUGUGUGCGGUUAGCCAGGGUUCAGCAGCGUGGUGCUUUCUGGAAGUUUUUUCCACUCUGCGUCGCAGACUGCCGCUUUGCCACCGGGCUCCCUGGACACCGAUGCAGUGCCAAGUUCCGUGGUGGCUUUACUCUGUGCCCGGCCGACACAACGCUGCGUGUCUACGCCAAAACCUUCGCUGUAAACGUUUGGCGCUGUGUUGACGAGACCCCGCUGGUUUGACACAUGGAUGGAUGGGGGAGGAGGCGUUUGAGGACACCCCCGUGUGGAAAGUUACAAAGUAUUCCAGCUGGAUGUGGUAUUGGCUGGUAACGUUCAAAAGAAUGACUCCUGGGGUUUUGUUUUGUUCUCGUUAUUCCUUUUUUAGUGUCUCGGAUGCGCGUGUGUGUUACAGAGUGAGGUCAUGAACCGUAAAGGCACUCUAAAAGCUGCCCUGUCAUAUUUAAGACAUGUCUUGUAUGGACAAGUGUUCUCAGCCUGAAACAGAUGGAAUUUUCCACAGUGCGACCAUCAGCUUGUUGAUGGUGACUCUCAGGAACUAGACGUGUAUGCUUUGAUUUAUCAGCUGUUUAGAAUAAAAACAAAAGGGUGAAAUGCCUCAUGAGCAUUCCUGUUUAGCAUCAUGUUUUUCAGCCAUCAUUGGAUUUUGAUUCCUCGACUUUUUGUUUUGUUUUUGUUUGAAGAAUGUUAUCACAUUUUUAAAGCCCGCUAAUAGUAAUUUCUUUAUCUAAGGAAUGCAGCAUCAGGAAAUUAAGCAACACUUUAUACCAACUAAACUUCUUCGGUGCUGAAAGUUUCCACUCGCAUGUUUUUGGGAGGCUGUGUGAGUCUGGUUUCUUAGAGAAAAUUCAAGGUUCAGAAACCACAUUAGGAGGGCAGAGGAUCAAAAGGUUAAACAGUUCUAACCCAUGACCGUGACUCUGCCGUCACACAAAGACCUCUUUCCGCUUCUUCAUGGGCGCGUUAGGUGUGGUAUUUACUCAGCCUUGGAAACUGGACUCUUCUCUUUCAUCCUGUCACACGUCAUUUCUGUUUCUUUCCUUUUAAAAUGGCAUCAAAUUAAACUGUGUACACGUGUGCGCAGCUUGUUGCCACAUAAGGAUUGUGAAAUAGUAGCGGUAAAUUCUUACUACUGCACUGACAUCAUCCAGAUGUUUGUCUGCUAAUGAUCAGUGGCAGGCUGUCGUUACAGCUGACUGGCUGGUCUCAGAGCAGUUAUAUUCUUAGUAUUUGCAACUUUCUUAUUUAUUUGUUGCCCCCAGGAAAGCUUUGCUCAUCUGCUCCACUGUGAUAGAAACGCUUCUCCAUGCCAUGACCAGCUGGCUGUUCUCUAACUGCUCCCUGACAGUCUGAUAUCCCCCCCAAAGCCAAGCGCAAGAUAAUCGCCCACCGUCGAGGACACCAAGCUACUUAGGCAGACUGAAGGCUUUGCAGUUCUAAUCACUCGUAGGCUGUUUAGCUCCGGCUUGGUGUGCUUACUGUUCUUCCUAUGUCUACCUGGCUUUUCGGCUCUUGCAUAUGCUUUCAAAGACGAGUGCUGGAUUACGUGAUCCAGAAUGCUGAGAAGAGGAUGAAUCCUCCAGGUCAUCUGAGACAUCAAAGUGUCUUUGCUGCUGUCCCUUCGCGACACUCCUCGGGUCCAACCGGGGUACCAUCUGCUUCCCCUCAUCCCCCCCUUUGUCCCUAUCCAGAUCCUUCUCCCCUUCCCUGCCCCCAGUAGUGACCAUCCCAGAGGGAAGGAAAGGCGACCCAGCCUCUGUAAAUAUGCCUGGAUGGAGGUCUCAUUGGCGUCUCGUUCUCCUGAACUCCCUGACCUGUGGCCUGGAGAUCUGUGUGGCAGCUGGGAUCACAUACGUUCCUCCACUGCUGCUGGAGGCUGGAGUAGAAGAGCAGUACAUGACCAUGGUGCUAGGCAUCGGGCCAGUGCUUGGCCUGUUGUUCAUCCCCCUGAUCGGCUCAGCCAGUGACCAGUGCAACAGCAGUUACGGCAGGAGGCGGCCUUUCAUCUGGCUGUUUUCGAUGGGAGUCCUUCUGGCGCUUUUCAUUAUUCCCCACGCUGACGUCCUGGCAGCCCACGUUGCUUGGGGUGGCCAAACGCUCCAGGUGGGCUUCCUGAUCCUUGGUGUUGGACUCCUUGACUUCUGUGGACAAGUUUGCUUCACACCGCUGGAGGCUCUUCUGUCAGACUUGUAUCGGGAUGAGGAGGACUGCAGCCAAGCCUUUGCCAUGUUCUCCUUCAUGGUGAGCUUGGGAGGCUGUGUGGGUUAUUUGCUACCUGCGCUGGACUGGAGUCACGGCCUGCUCUCUGUUUACUUGGGAGGCCAAGCAGAGUGCCUCUUUUCCCUCCUCAUCCUCAUCUUCAUCUCCAGUGUGCUAAUCACCAUGAACGUGUCCGAGGAACCCUCUUGUGCUAACAGCGGUUCGGGAGAGUCGGGAUCUCUACUGGAGCCGGGGACCGGCGUGAUGGAGGCCGGCCGGUGCGGCGUGCCACGCUCGUGCUGCUACCUGCUGAAGUGCAAGCUGAGGCUCCUCAAGUCUGGACCCCUGAUGUGCUUACUGAGGACAUGCUGGUCCAUGACGCCGGCCAUUUACAGGAGCUACUGCCACGUUCCACGGGUGAUGAGGCAGCUGUGCGUGGCUCAGCUCUGCAGCUGGAUGGCUGUCAUGUCUUUUAUGCUUUUCUACACAGACUUUGUGGGUGAAGGCCUUUACGAGGGCGUGCCCAGUGCAUUACCAGGGAGUGUGUCCAAACAAAGAUAUGAUGAAGGAAUCCGUAUGGGCAGCAUGGGCCUGUUCCUGCAGUGUGCUACCUCAACCUUUUUCUCUCUGGUUAUGAGUCGUUUGGUUCGGCAUUUGGGAUCCCGGUGGGUUUACCUGAGCAGCAUGGUGAGCUUCACAGUCUCCGCUUUGGUCAUCUGCCUGUCCAAAAGCGUUGUCUUGGUCACUGUAAUGGCAGCUCUCACUGGCUAUGCAUACGCGACGCUGCAGACCCUCCCUUACACACUCACCUGCCAUUACCACAAGGAGAUAGAGGUCUACAUGCCAAAAAGAAUAACCAAAAGCAGACAUAAAAACGGUGUAACAGCCAUGCGGGACUCUGUGUAUUUGACUCCUGUGGAAGAGGAGGGUGGACUGAACCACCAAACGGGGCCUCCUUACAGGCACGCCUUCUUCAGCCAGGACAGUUACGAGUACUACCCCGGCCCGCAAAGCCAAAACGGUUCGUCUCACAGCUCCAACGUCCCCGAGCAGGACGAAGCUGAGUCGGGCUUUGAGAAACGUGGUGUGGGCUUGGACUUUGCCAUCUUAGACAGCACCUUUCUCCUCUCUCAGGUUUUCCCCACCCUCUUCAUGGGCAUGAUUGUUCAGUUUGCUCAGUCCGUCACUGCCUAUAUCGCUUGCUCUGCCAUCUUUGGAGCCGUUGCCAUCUACCUGGCCAGUCAGAUUGUCUUUGACCAAAAGGACCUCAGAAACUGAGUGAUGGGAUCGCCAAUAAUCAACCCUUCAGGUUCCACGAGUGGUACUCAGUGCACUACUGUUCCCAGAAAGCCUUUUGCUAGUAAAAUUUUUUUGCUUUCACCGACGCUCUGCAUUAAGGUGUAUCUGUUAGCGUGUGGCGUGUGAAACUGGCUUACAGAAGAUAAAGUCAGGAGCUGUUUGCCGUGUAAUAGCAGGAAUUAUCUGCUACCAGAAGAGUCACCACCUGCUCAGGUCUGAUGAGGUACAAUGUGUACUGAAACCUAUUGAAUUCAACAGACGUGUCUCUUUAAAACUGUCACGGCAUAAUUUCUGUCCACCUUUUUCCUCAGGUACCUUCAAACAGAUUUACUGUAUAACCCGUCAACCUCGAAUACACCAACUAACUUUUCUGAUUUGUAUUUUUAAAUUAUCUUAAGCUACAGUUUUACACAGUGCAGUCUGUUUUUGUCUUUGCUCACUCGUCUUCACUGUCACUAAGGCAUUUUCCAUAAUGGUCAUCUUACUUAAUGACAUUUAAAAUUAAAUUAGGUCAGUGUGGGGGAUCGUCAGUCAUUUUAAUGCAAGAUGGCAGAACAGAUAAAUUGGUUUCUUCAGAAAUAUGCUACUUUAUUCAUUCAUUUGAGACCCUCUAGAGAUGGUCUUGCCAACUCUGUAUGAUCUCUUAUUAGACCGUCCUUUCCUGCUAAAUGUCAUCUUUCUACUUUAUAAUCGACCUUUUUUCUGUCAAAUGUGCUAUCAUCAUUACACUUGACUAGUCUCCACCAUAAGUAAACUAACUCCAUAUGUAGGUGGGGUACAUAUGGGGAUGUGGUAGUUCAUCAGUAUCAUUUUCAUCCUUUGAUGAAACUAAUUUCUCCUCCUGGGAUUGGUCAUGUCCAGGAGGACGAUGGCAUGUGGGAGUCACCGAAAGGUGAAAAUGUGACUCAUUUUCUUCAGUCACAGCAUCUCAUCCUUAUUUAACACCUAUGGGAAAUUUUGUACCAGUGGUAGACGGCAAUCUCAUGCACCGUCAGGGUGUUUCAUUCCUCCUGUAUAUUUCCAAAGAUUUGGAGAGGCAAUGCCAAGGCCUGUUCUGGCCCAAAGCCUUAUUAGGAGACCUUUUUUUCUGUCACCAGUCAGUGAGCUAUACUCCGAGUCUCCUCUUAUCCCUCCCUUCCACAUCUAGUGCCAUCUUUUAGUGCUGUUUACUGCAAAUAUUUGCAUACAUUUUUACUGUAUAAUCCCUAUGGGAAUUUGUUAUGCAACGUGCUGAAGUGAAGUUUCUGACUGUGAUGAUUUAGCAAUUAGGCUGUUCAGCUGAAUUGGAAUAUCGCAUCAAAUGUCCUUUGUGUAGAUAAUCAAGAAAAGUAAUCUAGACUAGUGGACUGCUUAUCCUGUCGAGUAAUAAUAACAUACUUUCCCCGUUGCCUAAGCCCCGUUUAAGUUUUUUUUUUUUUUUUUUUUUAAAUGACAAUCUAGGACAUCCAGAUGGGCUUGUUAUAUAAUCCCAGACGUGAUCCGUAAACAUGAAGAGUGAUGUCUUAUGGAUGCCCACAUCAUAGCAACCGUUCUGGAAAACAUCUCCCAAAAAGUUAUGCAGUGCAUGUCAACAUUUGGUUACUGAAAAUCAUGCAAGUGAGGGCAAUGAAGGCCGUGCGUGUUUGUAUGUAUAUGUAUGCAUAACAUGGAGGACAGAUUGCAGAAGUCAUGAGUAAGUGUGAGAGUAAUAGUUGGUAUGACUCAAAUGCAGUUUUUUUUUCCUUCUCUUGCUGCACUGACAGCAAGAGGAAAGAGUAGCCUGAAUAACGCUUUACAUCACAGAGCAUCAUCUUGGCCAAAUGAUGAAGAAUCCAUGUUUGUGUCAGUUACUGAGUUCUUGCUGAGAAUUUGUGUUGAGUCCUUCUUUUCUGAUCCUACACAAACUGUUCAGUAAGUACAACAGAAGGAUCCUAUUUCCUGCACGGAAGACCAGAGAAUUUGUCAUGUUGACAUUACCGCCAAGUAGAACGCUCAAGCGAUCGACUUAUCCUCCAUGUCUAGCAUUAACUGAAAUGUCAAAAAAGGUUGUUUUACAAGUGCCUGUACAUUUUCCAAACAUGUUUUGUACAUAUGUAUUUAUUUAUUAUGCUUUUAUUACAAUAUAGCAUGUAUUAAAACUAUUGGACUUUU